AUGAAAAUAGAGGUUGUUGAUGUGAGUUUGGUGAGCACUUGGGCUUGGGAUAUUCCAAGAGAGAGGAAUGUGAAAGAUUCGAAGAUGAGGUCGAAUUCGAUGGCACAAAACGAUGAGGAAUGUGAAGAUGUGGAUAUUGAUAAUAUUGAUAAUACAGACACGGAUACGGAUGAGGAGGAUGAUGUGUGUGGGAUCUGUCGAAACCGGUACGAUGGGACGUGUCCGUCGUGCGAGUACCCUGGGAACGGGUGUCCGAUAGUGUUAGGGUUGUGUAAUCACAAUUUCCAUGUGCAUUGCAUCAAGCAGUGGUUGAGCACGGAGACAUCGAAGGGGUUGUGUCCGUUGUGUCGACAGGGGUUUCAGUUGCGGCCGCAAGUGACGAUCAACAAGCCUCACUACGAGGAUUUCCGGCAGUUGUUGAUGAGUGCGAGGCAGCACAACAUCCCGAUGGGUGGGCCGGACGUGGACCAAGAGAUGAUGGACGAGGGGUUCAUACGGUGA
This is a messenger RNA of Kluyveromyces marxianus DMKU3-1042, 501 nucleotides long. It is a transcript of the gene APC11, whose product is annotated as anaphase promoting complex subunit 11. The record is from RefSeq and is a predicted model, not a curated record. Gene Ontology annotation, molecular function: cullin family protein binding; ubiquitin protein ligase activity; zinc ion binding. Bases 1 to 501 code for a protein of 166 amino acids. The transcript has a single exon. NCBI's taxonomy places the organism in Eukaryota, Fungi, Ascomycota, Saccharomycetes, Saccharomycetales, Saccharomycetaceae. Gene Ontology annotation, cellular component: anaphase-promoting complex; nucleus. Gene Ontology annotation, biological process: protein ubiquitination; positive regulation of mitotic metaphase/anaphase transition; anaphase-promoting complex-dependent catabolic process.